AUGAACAACAUCAAGAAUUUUUUAAACAGAAAAAGUUUAUUGGCAUUUGGUUUAGGAGCCGCUAUAGUUUAUCCAUAAAUAAACUCUAAUUUUGAGCUCUACUAUUCGGACACUAAAUUAAAUUAAUUUAUCAAAAACAAAUGUAAUGAGAUUAAAAAAGGGUAUUUCCUUCCCACUCCUUAUCUUGGGUAUGGCAUUUUAUAAGCUAUCUUUGGAUCUAAAUCAUAAUUUAGACAUGAAAAAAUAAAUUAUGAAAAAAAAUAUAUCGAUUUUGGUGAUUAUGGCGAGUUACGCUAUGAUGUAGCUAAAUUGCAAGAUGAAACUAUUGUACCUAUUGAAAAAAGAGAGAAAAAUAAAAAUAAUUGUCUUGUUAUACUUCUAGGAAUCACAGCUUCAUCUCAAGAACCUUACGUUGAAAACAUGACAGCAGAAGCAUUAAAAGAAGGUUACACUGUUGUCUUGUAUAAUGAUAGACUUUAUAAUAAUUACGAAGACAAGGGUAGAAUAUUCCCGAGAGAAGGUUACUACUCAAUAGAAGUAGAUUUUGAAAAAACUCUCUCAUAAAUAUAGAAAGAUUUUUCUGGAUAUAAUUUUUAUGCUGUAGGACAUUCAUUUGGUGCUAAUACAUUAGUAAAGUACCUGGGAAGCCAUAAAAAUAAUAAUCCAUUCAAGGGAGCAGUAUCAGUAGGAAAUCCUUUUGAUAUUAAAUAAGCAUUUGCUACUCUAAGACCAACUUUUGAUAAAUAUCUAGUAGAGAGUCGCUAAACUGUUCUUAAAAUGAGAUAAAGCUUAUUGUAAAACCCUCCACCUCAUAUAAAUAUCAACUUAGAGAAGGCAUUAAAGGCUGUUAAUACAACAGAAUUCGAUGAACACUUUUCUAAGCAUUUGUAUGGUCACAAAUCUAUUUUUGAUUAUUAUGAAGAUUUAAGCUGUAUAAAUUAAUUGAAGAAUGUUAAAAUUCCUCUCCUAUGCUUGAAUUCAAAAGAUGAUCCUUGUAUUCAUCAUUCAACUAUUCCUUUCAAUAUCUCAGAGAUAAAUUAAAACGUUAUGCUUUUAGUCACAAAAUGCGGUGGCCAUGUUGGCUGGUUCGAAGGUAUUUUCACUCCAAAGAGAUGGUACAUGAAACCAACUCUUGAAUUUUUAAAUGCUUUGACAGAUUAUUCAUGCUCUUAACUGUGA
Molecule: messenger RNA, 1179 nt
Organism: Tetrahymena thermophila SB210
Lineage: Eukaryota; Ciliophora; Oligohymenophorea; Hymenostomatida; Tetrahymenidae
Product: alpha/beta fold hydrolase
Exons: 6
Molecular function (GO): monoacylglycerol lipase activity; short-chain carboxylesterase activity
Source: RefSeq, a predicted model, not a curated record